AUGGCAACGCCCCGAGCGGGCGCGAGCGAGGCGACCAUCAUGUUCCACAACGAGCCGUGGACGGCCGAGGUGGCGCGGCUGCUGCUGGAGGUGGACGAGGGCUGGGUGGGCUACCGCGGGGACGCGGCCUGGAGCUGGCACGACGAAACGUACACGGCGUUCGUGGCCGUGUGCGGCGAGCGCCAGUGGCCGGCCAACUCGCAGGGCGCGUGCAUGGCCAUGCUGCACGCGCUGCGCACGGGCGCCAUCAGCAUGAAGCUCAGCAGCGCCACGCGCAGCUCCGACGGCUGCGCGCAGUGGUCGCUGGUCGAGAUGCGCGAGCUGGGCGCCCAGAUGCGGCGCGUGGUGGACGGCAAGGUCCCCACGGCGCGCUGGGCGGCGCAGCUGCUGAUCUUCGUGGACGCCAUGAAGGGCAAGGACGCCAGCUACAGCAUCGAGGACCGCACGAUCGAGGAGUUUGCGGUCCGGGCGGGCAAGUUCCUGCCCGAGCCGAUCUUGCGCUUCAUCGACCCGAACGGGGACAACGGCAGG
Messenger RNA from Phytophthora sojae, 531 nucleotides. RefSeq lists its product as hypothetical. The record is from RefSeq and is a predicted model, not a curated record. The annotation marks the transcript as partial. The transcript has a single exon. NCBI's taxonomy places the organism in Eukaryota, Oomycota, Peronosporomycetes, Peronosporales, Peronosporaceae.